UUAAAAAAAAAUCACUCAAUCACUCACCCAAACACCAUUCUCUCCGUCCCCAAAAAAUCAAAUACAGAAAGAAAAAAAACCACUCUCAGUACGACACCGUUUCGCAUCUCGCCGGCAACAAUGGACGACGAAGAAGAACAACAAAAGCUUCCAGAUCUAGUAAAAGCUCUCGUCCACCAUCUACUUUCUCAAAACCUUCCCCCAAAUUCCCCACCCUUAAACCCUACCUCCUCUCACUUCCAAAACUCCCUCCGUUACGCCCACCGCAUUCUCUCCAGCCACCUCACUCCCUCCGUAACCCCCGAUGCCGCCGCCAUCGCCGAAUCCAUCAAACGCCGUCUCGCCACCGAAGAUUCGUUAGCAAUUUGACCGGAUCAUCUUUGCUCGAAAUCGCAGCUCUUACAGUAACUCUCCCUAUUUUGGUACUUAUUCGCCACUCCUUCAACUCCAUUCCCAUAACUGGUAACUCCCUGAAGAAGAAAAAGGACGAUGCACCGUCUGAGCAUAGGAGUUUUAAAGCUUACCUAUCUACAUUGACUCUGGAUUUUCUUGUCAUAGUUGUUCCUAUGCUCUUACUUUUCACUGUACUUGCUGACUGGAGCUAUAUAAUAGCAAGUUUAUUCACAAUCUUAACAUUGCUUUAUAUUGCAGUGAAGAGGCCUGGUGGUUCAUCUCCUGUUUUAGAAGAGCCCAAUUCUGUUAGGGCAUAUAUUACUUCGUACAGGGUUAUUGUGAUGAUUAUAACAAUCUUGUGCAUCUUAGCUGUUGAUUUCAGAAUAUUUCCUAGAAGAUAUGCGAAGACUGAAACAUACGGAGCUAGUUUGGCAGUUGAACUGUGGUUGGUUGAUAAAGCGGUUUUACCAAUUGAAAAUUCUGCGGAUGGAAGCAUCCAUCGCAAUUAUGACUUACUUCUUCAACAUAAGUUGAAUCUUGUCGGAGAGGUGCAGCUGCGUGCUAACCACUGUCUCUUAGGAUUGCCCGGUGUGACAAUGGAGGAACUCGUCAGUGUUGUGAGUCAUCCUCAGGCUCUUGCUCAAUGUAGGACGGUGCUGAACGAUUUAGGUGUUGAUAAAGUUCGUGACCAGGAUACUGCCGUUGCUGCUAAGACAGUGGCCAUAAAUUGUGUAAGACACACCGGAGCCAUUGCAAGUUCCCGAGCUGCAGAAAUAUACGGCCUGGACAUUCUUGCUGAAGGAAUUCAGGAUGAUGAUGAAAAUGUUACCCGUUUCUUGGUCCUUGCGAGGGAGCCUAGAAUUCCAGGAACUGACAGGCCCCAUAAGUGUCCUCAACAACGUAAUCAAAUAGAUUGCGGGUAUUUCAUGUUGAGGUUUAUGCGAGAUACUCUUGCUUUGGGCCGAUUAAAGAUUCCCACCGAUUACUUUGAUGAAUUCAAGUGUGCAUUUUAUACAAAGGAUCAAGUGGACGAAAUCAAAGAGGAGUGGUGUCAAUUAAUGAUAAAGCUCAAUGUUUGUUCAUAAAUUUGUGUAAUUAAUGUGUACAUUUGUAGUAUAUGUUAUGACUUGUAAAUGUGUACAUAAAUUUGUAUAUAUUUUGAUACAUUUAAGGCAAAAUUGGUUUGAAUUGGUAUAUA
Molecule: messenger RNA, 1591 nt
Organism: Lathyrus oleraceus (garden pea)
Lineage: Eukaryota; Viridiplantae; Streptophyta; Magnoliopsida; Fabales; Fabaceae
Product: arogenate dehydratase/prephenate dehydratase 1, chloroplastic
Exons: 13
Coding region: 567-1478 (303 amino acids)
Biological process (GO): GPI anchor biosynthetic process; L-phenylalanine biosynthetic process
Cellular component (GO): membrane; chloroplast; cytoplasm
Molecular function (GO): prephenate dehydratase activity; acyltransferase activity; arogenate dehydratase activity
Source: RefSeq, a predicted model, not a curated record